AUGAAGCAAAAAUUUCUAAAAUACUCUAAAAGAGCAUUUACAGAAGUACUGAGAGAAAAUCUGCUAAUAAAUCGUCUAAAAGAAUCAAAUUUCGAUUUGGCAUUUUCACAUAUGUACGAUUUUUGUCCAAUAGGCUUGAUAUAUGCCGCAAAAAUUCCAACAUGGAUUUGGUUGAAUAGUGGGCAGAUAAUGGACAUAACUGCCCAAUAUAUGGGUGUUCCAAGUCCUCCAAGCUAUGUUCCACCAAUACUGGCUGAUUUUUCUGAUCGUAUGGAUUUCAGCGAACGUCUCAAAAGUUUCAUGGGACAUAUAUUAAUUCCUUUGUUUCAAGAAAGAUUAUUAAUCAAACCUGAGACGGAAUUUUUUCGAAAAUAUAUUGACAAAAAUUUCCCUGAUUUGACUGAUAUCGCAAUGUCUUGUCCACUUGCAAUGGUUAACUCGAACGAACUUUAUAACUUGCCGCGUCCAACUCUUCAUAAAAUAAUUUACAUCGGUGGAUUGGGUAUGAAAAUUGAGAGCGUGAAACCAUUGCCACAGAAAUUUGAAGAAAUCGCUAAACGAGGAAAAACUUUGGCAAUAAUGACUUUUGGAUCAUUCGUUAAUACAACUGCAAUGCCCAAAAAUUGGAAAAAUGCCUUCUUAAAUUCUUUCAAAAAAUUCAAAGAAAUAGAAUUCAUCGUUAAAUACGCAGGAAACGAUCUCAAUGAGCAAAUAUCAAGUAAUGUUCAUUUAGAAAAGUGGAUUCCACAAAGAGAUUUAUUGCAGAACGAAAAAACACGAAUUUUCAUAACUCAUGGCGGUUAUAAUAGUGUUCAAGAAGCGAUACAUUCAUCAACUCCAAUGAUUGUUAUACCAUUAUUUGCUGACCAGUUUCUAAAUGCUCGAUUGGCUGAGCAUCAUGGAAUUGCAUAUAAAAUAAAUAAAGGUAGAGUAUCAGAAGAGGCAGUCACCUCUGCUAUUAAAACAGUCACUGAGGAUAGAAGUUACGUAGAAAAAGCGAAAAGAUUGAAAAAAAUGGUGACAAGGAAACCAUUCAAAGGGGAAGAAUUACUAAUUAAAUGGACCGAAUUCUUAGCUGAAUUUAAAAGUUUGGACAAUCUCGUACCGUAUGGAACAAAAUUAAAUUUUAUACAAUAUUUUUCGAUUGACGUUAUAAGCGUUAUUGGAUUAACGAUAAUAAUAAUUUUAUUUAUUAUUUAUAAAUUAAUUAUGGUAGUAUUGGCGUUAUUAAAAGAGAAAUUUCUUAUGAAGAAGGAAAAAAUUCAUUGA
Molecule: messenger RNA, 1269 nt
Organism: Dracunculus medinensis (Guinea worm)
Lineage: Eukaryota; Metazoa; Nematoda; Chromadorea; Rhabditida; Dracunculidae
Source: the annotation of a GenBank genome assembly